UUCAGUGAGUUUUGUUUUCCACAGGAGCCGCCCAGGAGGCUCCUCAGGCCGACCCCAGACCCUGGCUGGCCAGGAUGAGGUAUCUCCGGCACCUGCGGCCCAAUGCCACCCUCAUUCUGGCCAUCGGCGCUUUCACCCUCCUCCUCUUCAGUCUACUAGUGUCACCACCCACCUGCAAGGUCCAGGAGCAGCCACCGGCGAUCCCCGAGGCCCUGGCCUGGCCCACUCCACCCACCCGCCCAGCCCCGGCCCCGUGCCAUGCCAACACCUCUAUGGUCACCCACCCGGACUUCGCCACGCAGCCGCAGCACGUUCAGAACUUCCUCCUGUACAGACACUGCCGCCACUUUCCCCUGCUGCAGGACGUGCCCCCCUCUAAGUGCGCGCAGCCGGUCUUCCUGCUGCUGGUGAUCAAGUCCUCCCCUAGCAACUAUGUGCGCCGCGAGCUGCUGCGGCGCACGUGGGGCCGCGAGCGCAAGGUGCGGGGUUUGCAGCUGCGCCUCCUCUUCCUGGUGGGCACAGCCUCCAAUCCGCACGAGGCCCGCAAGGUCAACCGGCUGCUGGAGCUGGAGGCACAGACUCACGGAGACAUCCUGCAGUGGGACUUCCACGACUCCUUCUUCAACCUCACGCUCAAGCAGGUCCUGUUCUUACAGUGGCAGGAGACAAGGUGCGCCAACGCCAGCUUCGUGCUCAACGGGGAUGAUGACGUCUUUGCACACACAGACAACAUGGUCUUCUACCUGCAGGACCAUGACCCUGGCCGCCACCUCUUCGUGGGGCAACUGAUCCAAAACGUGGGCCCCAUCCGGGCUUUUUGGAGCAAGUACUAUGUGCCAGAGGUGGUGACUCAGAAUGAGCGGUACCCACCCUAUUGUGGGGGUGGUGGCUUCCUGCUGUCCCGCUUCACGGCCGCUGCCCUGCGCCGUGCUGCCCAUGUCUUGGACAUCUUCCCCAUUGAUGAUGUCUUCCUGGGUAUGUGUCUGGAGCUUGAGGGACUGAAGCCUGCCUCCCACAGCGGCAUCCGCACGUCUGGCGUGCGGGCUCCAUCGCAACGCCUGUCCUCCUUUGACCCCUGCUUCUACCGGGACCUGCUUCUGGUGCACCGCUUCCUACCUUAUGAGAUGCUGCUCAUGUGGGAUGCGCUGAACCAGCCCAACCUCACCUGCGGCAAUCAGACACAGAUCUACUGAGUCAGCAUCAGGGUCCCCAGCCUCUGGGCUCUUGUUUCCAUAGGAAGGGGCGACACCUUCCUCCCAGGAAGCUGAGACCUUUGUGGUCUGAGCAUAAGGGAGUGCCAGGGAAGGUUUGAGGUUUGAUGAGUGAAUAUUCUGGCUGGCGAACUCCUACACAUCCUUCAAAACCCACCUGGUACUGUUCCAGCAUCUUCCCUGGAUGGCUGGAGGAACUCCAGAAAAUAUCCGUCUUCUUUUUGUGGCUGCUAAUGGCAGAAGUGCCUGUGCUAGAGUUCCAACUGUGGAUGCAUCCGUCCCGUUUGAGUCAAAGUCUUACUUCCCUGCUCUCACCUACUCACAGACAGGAUGCUAAGCAGUGCACCUGCAGUGGUUUAAUGGCAGAUAAACUCCGCCUGCAGUUCCAGGCCAGCCAGAAACUCCUGUGUCCACAUAGAGCUGACAUGAGAAAUAUCUUUCAGCCCAAGAGAGAGGGGUCCUGAUCUUAACCCUUUCCUGGGUCUCAGACAACUCAGAAGGUUGGGGGGAUACCAGAGAGGUGGUGGAAUAGGACCGCCCCCUCCUUACUCGUGGGAUCACAUGCUGUAAUGGUGGAGGUGUGGGCAGAGGAGGGAAGCAAGUGUCCUUUGAAAGUUGUGAGAGCUCAGAGUUUCUGGGGUCCUCAUUAGGAGCCCCCAUCCCUGUGUUCCCCAAGAAUUCAGAGAACAGCACUGGGGCUGGAAUGAUCUUUAAUGGGCCCAAGGCCAACAGGCAUAUGCCUCACUACUGCCUGGAGAAGGGAGAGAUUCAGGUCCUCCAGCGGCCUCCCCCACCCAGUAUGUUUUACAGAUUACGGGGGGACCGGGUGAGCCAGUGACCCCCUGCAGCCCCCAGCUUCAGGCCUCAGUGUCUGCCAGUCAAGCUUCACAGGCAUUGUGAUGGGGCAGCCUUGGGGAAUACAAAAUUUUGUGAAGACUUGGAAAUCUUUUUUUUUUUAAGCAAAUUUACAAGUUUCGACAGACAAGUCCACAUUCAUCCCUAAAAGUCUCAUUUUCCAGUAGAAAAUAUACACUGGUAAAAACGGGGCAUGGGGCCGUGGCUCAGGGCUGUAAUUCUAGCACAUUGGGAGACCAAAGUGGGAGGAUCACUUGAGCCCAGGAGUUCUGGAUCCUGUCUCUGCACAAAAUAAAAAAUUACUCAGGCGUGGUGGUGCUCACAUGCCUGUAGUCCCAGCUAUACUUGGGAGGCUGAGGCGAGAGGAUCGCUUGAGCCCAGGAGUUGGAGGCUGCAGUGAACCAUGAUUGUGCCACUGUACUCCACUGGGCGGCAAUAAGAAGACAAAAACAUAAAACAGGACAUGUGUGAGGCAAAAGCUGCAGGAAUUUCUAUCAGGCAGAUCUGACCUCAUCCCACCCACCCCCUGCUCAGAUACCCUUCAUAGCUCCUUAUUGCUUUCAGCUCAUAUCCCCACAU
Molecule: messenger RNA, 2645 nt
Organism: Pan troglodytes (chimpanzee)
Lineage: Eukaryota; Metazoa; Chordata; Mammalia; Primates; Hominidae
Gene: B3GNT3
Product: UDP-GlcNAc:betaGal beta-1,3-N-acetylglucosaminyltransferase 3
Exons: 2
Coding region: 75-1193 (372 amino acids)
Biological process (GO): poly-N-acetyllactosamine biosynthetic process; protein O-linked glycosylation
Cellular component (GO): Golgi membrane
Molecular function (GO): N-acetyllactosaminide beta-1,3-N-acetylglucosaminyltransferase activity
Source: RefSeq, a predicted model, not a curated record